UCUCUAGAAUCCAUCAAUGAAGCUUCAAGCUUCUGAACUUCCCUUAGGGAAACCUCAAACAAGAAGAAGAACACCAAAAUUUGCUCCACUUGUAGCCCUAACGGUACUUUUGACAAUCCCUUUGUAUUACCCCUCUAUUAAAGAAUCACAUAGAAAAAUAUCCGAAGCUUGGCAUUUAUAUGAAUAUUUAGAGGAUUCUGUUACACCAAAUAUUGAUUUAGAUCCUCCUCCGAAGGAAUAUAAUCAAGAUUGUUCGCUUGAAGUUUAUACGCAGCGGUGCAAUCCUAGUGAAGGAGGAGCCGCGGUGGAGCCAACCAUCACCAAAAGGGAUAAUGUGGAUGUGGAGACAACGCCAAAAUUUAAUGAAAAUGAGCCGGAGGCUAAGAACUUGAAAGAAGAAAAUCAGAUAACGAAGGCAACAUCAAAAUUGAAUGAAGAAGAAUCGGAGGCUAAGAAUUUGCUGGAAGAAAAUCAGGAAACGAAUCCACUGCCGCCACCAAGCUCCUUCAAGGGCGAAAUGACAGCCCACCAUGAGAAGGUAGCUAGAAAAAGAACAGAAAGGGAUAGAAGGAAAAAAUCUAGACGCUCCUCCCCAACAUACUUAACACCGCCAAAAGUUUCGGAAGAAAAAUUGAAGAGAGCGAGUAGUAGUAAUAAUAAUAAUGAUCGAAGCAUGGUACGAUCAGAAGUGUUAGAUUACGAAAAUUGUGAUUUAUUUUCUGGGGAAUGGGUGCCAAAUCCAGAGGGUCCAUAUUACACAAAUAUGACAUGCGAUGCAAUUCAAGAGCAUCAAAAUUGCAUGAGAUUUGGUAGGCCUGAUGAAGGAUUUCUCGAGUGGAGGUGGAAACCCGAUGCUUGUGAAUUACCUAUAUUUGAUCCUGAUCAAUUUUUGGAACUUGUUAGAGGAAAAUCAAUAGCAUUUGUUGGAGACUCAGUGGCAAGAAAUCAUAUGCAGUCUUUGAUUUGCCUCCUCUCUAGGGUUGUUUAUCCUCUAGACCUUUCAGAUCCGACCGAUCAAAACAAGCGCUACAAGUACUCUGACCACAACUUCAACAUAUCCAUGUUUUGGUCUCCCUAUUUGGUAAAAACUGAGAAAACCAAUCCUAAUGAUGUCACACGCCCUUUUAAGCUAUUUCUCGACGAGUUUGAUGAACAUUGGGCUACCCAAAUCCAAUAUUUCGAUUACGUAAUAAUCUCCGCUGGCCACUGGUUCUUCCGCCCUACCUACUUCUACCUCAACCACCGUCUAGUAGGCUGCCUCUACUGCCCCGAGGACAAUAUCAGCCACCUGACUUCAUACUUCAGCUACCGGCGUGCUUUCCGAACAGCAUUUCGGGCAAUAAAUGACGCGAAUAAUCCCAAGGGCGUAACAUAUCUCAGAACGUUUGCACCGUCACACUUUGAAGGCGGGCCGUGGGACAAAGGUGGAGAUUGUGCUAGGACUAGGCCAUUUAAAAGGAAUGAGACGGUUUUGGAGGAUUUUAGUCUGGAAAUGUAUAUGAUUCAAUUGGAGGAAUUAAGGAUUGCACAGAAAGCAGCGAGACGAAAUGGGGUGAAAAUUAGGUUGUUUGAUGCUACAAAGCCUAUGUUAUUGAGACCAGAUGGACACCCAAGUAAAUAUGGACAUUGGCCUGUGCCGAAUGUGACAUUGAUUAGUGAUUGUGUACAUUGGUGUUUGCCUGGACCAAUUGAUUCUUGGAAUGAUUUCUUGCAAGAGUUGAUGAAAAGGGAAAUACAGAAUGAUAGAUAA
Messenger RNA from Olea europaea var. sylvestris, 1750 nucleotides. Its product is annotated as protein trichome birefringence-like 19. Gene Ontology annotation, molecular function: O-acetyltransferase activity. Gene Ontology annotation, cellular component: Golgi apparatus. The record is from RefSeq and is a predicted model, not a curated record. The coding region runs from base 17 to 1750 and encodes 577 amino acids. The transcript has 2 exons. Lineage: Eukaryota; Viridiplantae; Streptophyta; Magnoliopsida; Lamiales; Oleaceae.